Hyaloperonospora brassicae is the source of this 1233-nucleotide messenger RNA. Lineage: Eukaryota; Oomycota; Peronosporomycetes; Peronosporales; Peronosporaceae. The record is from the annotation of a GenBank genome assembly.
AUGGCUCUGCGCAAGCGCCGCUCGGUGCCCGAUGCCAGCGACAACCCCAAGCACGUGCCAGCCAGAGCUUCCCUACCCGCGCCGAGGCCCAGUGGCUCCACUAAGUUCAUGACGCGCGUGGUCAUGAGCUUCGCAAUGAUCGGCGGGUUCGUCGCGAUUCUGUACGGGGGCCACAUGUACGCCUGGGGGCUCGUCGUCGUGCUGCAGACGCUGCUGUUCCGAGAACUGGUUAACGUGCGCUACCGAGCGGCGGCGGAGAAGAACAUCCCGUGGUUCCGCUCGGUGCAGUGGAUGUGGUUUGUCGUAGCGCUCUUUUACAAUUACGGCGACUCGUUCGGCGCGUUCAUCGAGAGCAGCAAGAUCCGCUUUGUGCCUCCUGCAAUUGUGCACUAUCUGCGGUACCACACGUGGGUCUCGUUCACAAUGUACGCGCUGCUUUUCGUCAUGUCGGUGCUGAGUCUGAAGAAAGGGUACUACAAGUACCAAAUGGGACAAUAUACAUGGACGAUCGUGACGUUGGGUCUGAUUGUCUUCCAGAUGAAAUACGUACUCACGAACAUCUUUAACGGCCUAUUCUGGUUCUUGUUCCCCGUUUCGGUGGUGAUCUGCAACGACUGUUUUGCCUUCUUUUGCGGCAAACUAUUUGGCCGCAAGUUUAUCAAGACACCGUUCCUGCGCCUGUCCCCGAAUAAGACUUGGGAGGGAUUCAUCGGUGCUCUUUUGUGUACCAUUGUGUAUGCCUUUUUCUUCAGCGCUUUCAUUUCUCGGUUUUCUUGGCUGACCUGCCCAGUUGAGAGCUUUGAGUUCAAGCUGAUACCCGAUCCACUUACAUGCACUCCUCACGAUGUAUUCCUCCCGCACUCCUAUGACGUCCCGGUCUUUAUCGCGCGUGUCAUCAACCGCAGCCAGAUUCAACUGCUUCCGAUCCAGCUCCACUCAUUCUGGUUUGCCAUUUUCGCAUCGAUCAUAUCGCCCUUUGGAGGGUUCUACGCGUCAGCGAUCAAGCGGACGUACCACCUGAAGGACUUCGACUCGGUCAUUCCGGGCCAUGGUGGUGUCAUGGACCGAAUGGAUUGCCAACUUAUCACGAAUUGCUUUACGACAGUCUACUUCAACACUUUCAUCCGAUCGCGGAUCCCGUCCGUGGCGACGAUUUUGAACCUCGUGGUAAAGUUGACGCUCGAGGAGAAGCAAGAUGUGCUGCAAGCCAUUCAGGAAAUGCUGCAAAGCUGA